CAACAACACAGCACUCUAAACGCGACGAAUGCAACCACUUCAAACGGAUUGUGCAUACCCACCUACGUCAUGCGAAACCUACCCAAGGAAGUGGUCGCUGCGACCGAGACUGUGGUUGAAGUCAACAACGGUGUUCUCGAAUCCGCCUUCAUCCAUUCUCUUGCAAAAAUCUACAAGACCUCUCCCCAAGCUGUGGUCUGGAACAUGAAGCGGUAUAACAAAGUCAAGGCUGGAUGCGACGAUAGGAAGCCAGGUGGCCGCCCUGUGGCAAUGGACAAAGACAAAGCCGCUGAAUAUAUACGGAUUUUUAUGACGGAAGCGCAACUCGCCAAUGAGCGAAUCAGUCUUCAUAAGGUUGCGGAGCUUGUAUCUCAGGAGUUCAAAGUCGCUGUUAGCUCAACUUGGAUCUCACGAAUUAUGAAGAAGUACGAGAUAGACUACCAACCACCGAAACAAGAACCAAAACGGGCACAAAAACGGGCUCCUAAGGCGCCUAAAGCUCCGUCCGCGUUACCGACAAACCCAGACAGGCUGCCGUUGCCUGCAUUACCCGAGCAGUAUCCUUCUUUCCGGGAAAGUUUGCAGCAGGCAAUGUCUACUUCAGAACCUCCUCCAUCUCGAUUCGGGAGCUUCCAGCAAAUCACAGUGAAUUCAGAUCUCCCUACACAAACCGCCCCGACCUACUCUCAUACCGCCCCAGCUCCGUCUCUGCCUGCUAGUCGUAUAACCCAAAUCGACGCCUCCCGAUUGGAAAGCUAGAAUGCCAGGAUCUAGGGAUUGGCGUAAUAAGAGAUAUGACCUUGAUCCAAAAUGAUGAAUCAUACAAGAAUCAUGGUACGGGAGAACAGAAGCGCUCGAGACGUCAAAGAUACAGCUACGGUCGUUGAGACAUGGAAAAUGGAUACGUCGACUAGAGAAUCUGGAAGCAUACAUUUCAGGCCCUUGGAUAUUUUGACGGCGUACGAGCUACAAACCGGUCGAUUUUCAAUCUCGACCACUAAGGAGUUAUGGAAAGCCACGACAAAGGCAAUCAAGAUGGACUUGGUCCUCGAAUGGUAUGAAAGCAGCCCUUUCCGUAAGGGAUCCUUGUACAUUCUGGAAUCUUUGAUUUUGAAAGCUAGAGUAGGGAACACUAUAGUGGAUCAUUGUACCAUUCGAAGGAUCGGACAGAUUCCCUGCUCCGAAGCUGACCACGACAUGAACAAUGGCUACAUUGUAUGCUCGUAUUGGUCCUGGGAUACAUCAAAGUCAUAACAUCCUCACAGACUGGACAUGCCACUGAGCCCCAGACAGACUACCAACCAGAAAGCCACUCCGAGAGCCUGCAUCCCUCCAUUAAGCGCGAUGUUUCUUCCAGCGGCACUAACGAUUGGCGUUCUCGUGGCCGCUGGGUUUGUAGUGAUGUUUGCUGCAGUCUCGCGAUCUACACAAAUGUCAAUACAGCAUUCAUAACAGUCCGACCAUCACGUCCUUCUCAGACACAAAUCGCGGAAAACUAUUCCCCAGUCCUCAGAAUUGAACAAAAUCACAUACCGGUAGUAACGAAUCCUUGAGCCCCAUCCGGCUGCCGAUUACUCUCUCCGCCAUAAGUAUGUGGCGCACAAAUCUUAAUCGCGGUCCCAUCCUCCACCGGCCCUCCACUACAACUCGACAGUGUUCCCUCGGCACAAAGCAAGAAUGGCGUGAAAGAGAAAUAGCCCGACGACUCGUUCGCCCCCGCACGAAAGCAUGUCGAAACACGAGUCGCAUUCCCGGAGAACUCAUACGGGAAAAACGGUUUGUCGGUAGUGAACUUGGGGACCAGGUCGAAGAGACGUUCGGUAUCUUUUUCGGACAGGGAGAGGUUGGUCGUGCCGACUACAUUGACGAUUCCGUAUGCUACCGCGGGACAUUGUGAGCUGUUGCAGCGUUGCUGGCCCGUAGAAUUGAAUUCGUAGUUUGAGUUUGGAGUAUCGCAGACAUAACCUCUGGAGAUAAUCUGGGUUUCGCUCGCAGUUGACGUGUAGUAACCGCUCCCAAACCGGGUACUUGACUGAGUGAAGUUCUUGCAGCUUGCGUUUGCAAAUGCAAGGAGUGCGACGAAAGCUGGAAGGUAUUUUUGGAACCCCAUUUUGAUUGACCGGAGAUUUUGUGGAGGAAUUCUGGAAAUCUGGGGGCGGGUCACAUUUUAAAUCUCCGAUAUUUGAGAACUACAUGUCCUGUGAGGCUUCAGGACGUCAUCAAGCACUUGCAAAUACUACCCUAUCCUCAAUACGAUGCGCUACGUGGAAAUUCAUGGGAAAUUUAUGUCAAGCAACAAAGCGCGCUUCCAGUCACAAAUACCAUCCUAAGGGAAGCUCGGUUGCGGCGCAGUCCCAAAAGUCUGGGCGACGCAGAUCCGGACGCAGAUCACGACGUAGCUAGUACAGCUUUGAGACCUUAGGCAGAUCCUGAGUGGUUGCUUCGUGUGGAGGUUCUCUCCUUGUGUUGUCAGUCAAGAUUAGAGUGAUAUUUAGUCGAGUAAUAGGAUGUUUAUUUUCUUGGCGACAACGAUGUCAUUGUUCCCAUGAGGUCUGUCGAAUUUGGCUACACUCCUAUGAGAUCAACUCGAAUGUAAUCCAGCUACGAGUAGUCGAACAUGAUUUCCGUACAAACCCAGUUCGUCUGACGAGACAUUUUUGGACAAGUUUAUCUACGUUGAAUCACUUGGGCUUGAAAUGCUUGUAGCACGACUUCGUGCUUCAGGAUCUCCCUGCUUGAAAUAUUGCCUGUGUGAGCUGAUUUCACAGAACCUUUCGAUGAGGACAGGUCAACGGGAAGUGCCUCACUCCCAAGGGGGUAAAGAAAGGUAGAUACGCGUUCCCCGACAUACAUUGGGCGAUCAAAUGAAGAAAUCAAAGAGUAACAGCUCGUCGAUUUCCGAAAAAGCCAUUUGAGACAUGUCUCGAACGAACGAUUCCUGCUCUUCUACGCUCGAUGAAUGAAUCGAAUUUCAAUCAUUACCAGAUCCCACCACCAGGAGCUCCGAAAUAAAAACAAAUCAGCAGCCAGCUUUUCUCCAAAGUGUCUCUCUUACUGAUCUCUGUCCAAACGCUGACAGCCCUGCCUUAAGUUUCCCUCCACUGAGGUCUUCCUCACCCUGACGCUGCCUCUAGUGUGUCAAAAUCCAGCACCUGGUCCCCCAAAUAAACAUGUCACAAAGAAAUGGUUCUUAUCAUAAUUCAAAAACUGUCUCUGUAUAUGCUUUUGCUUUCAAGCUACAUUUCAGGAGCCGGCUGCACCCAUCCAUAUGACCCUUGGAAACAUGGUUAGUGCAGCUUGUGAACUAAGCGAGCCACAACCGAAGCAAGCAUCAACAACAGCCCCUGCCACACAAAAGCGAGUUUUUAAAAUCAGUCAUAAUUCGUAAUACAUAGUACAUAGCUAUCCAACUCCUGUCCGCAAAAUGCAAUUUCAACCCCUCCUCUCAAAUCAAAACCCAACCACCAAACUAUGCUCACCCCCCUCAACCUCAAACCUCACCCUCCCAUCCGCACCCACCUCCUGCGCACUCACAGCCCUCUCCUUCCCAUCCACACUCACCGUCCUCACCCCACCAGCACCACCCUGCCUCCCAGGCAAAAC
Molecule: messenger RNA, 3603 nt
Organism: Cadophora gregata
Lineage: Eukaryota; Fungi; Ascomycota; Leotiomycetes; Helotiales; Ploettnerulaceae
Exons: 3
Coding region: 70-759 (229 amino acids)
Source: RefSeq, a predicted model, not a curated record